AUGCUGCACAAAUACCUUCUUCUGCCGCUUUUGGCGUCUUAUGGUGCCGCUGUCACUAUUUCUGUAGCGAAAUCUGGAGGCAAUGCCACAUCAGGUCUACAAUAUGGUGCUAUGGAAGAGGAAAUCAACCACUGUGCCGAGGGGGGUCUAUAUGCUGAAUUGAUCCGCAACAGAGCGUUCCAGGGGAGUCCGAAGUUCCCUUCGUCACUAGAGGCCUGGUCUAGUGUUGGGGGCUCAUCACUGGCCCUGAAGAAUCUCACUGACCCACUGUCAACUGCCCUUCCAACUUCAGUCAAUGUCAAGGGUACUGGCACAGCUGGUUUGACCAAUGCGGGAUUCUGGGGAAUUGACGUCCGCCCCCAGAAGUAUACUGGGUCGUUCUAUGUGAAAGGCGCUUACAAAGGCUCCUUCACUGCCUCUCUCCUUUCUUCUAGCGGCAAAGUUUUGGCCACUACCAAAGUUGCCUCAAAGAGCGUUGCAAACGAUUGGGUCCAACACGAGUUUGUUCUUACUCCCAAAGCAAAGGCUUCUGAUACUAAGAAUAAGUUCUCGCUUACCUUCGAUGGCUCGAAAGCAUCGGGUGGCUCGCUUGAUUUCAAUCUGAUUAGCUUAUUCCCACCCACAUGGAAUGAUCGCCCCAAUGGUAUGCGAAAAGACUUGAUGCAAGCCAUGGCUGAUAUGGGUCCGACAUUCCUUCGCUUCCCUGGUGGUAACAAUCUUGAGGGUGAUAGCAUCGAGGGCCGCUGGAAGUGGAACGAGACCAUUGGGCCACUCAAAGACCGACCUGGUCGUGCAACCACCUGGCAAUACCAAGAGACCCUUGGAUUGGGUUUGAUUGAGUACAUGGAGUGGUGCGACGAUCUUGGCAUGGAACCUAUCCUGGCGGUCUAUGCUGGACUUGCUCUGAACGGAGAUGUUGUCCCGGAGGCCGACCUGGAUUUCUAUGUCCAAGAUGCACUCAACGAGAUCGAGUUCUUGACCGGCUCUGUGGACACCGAAUACGGUGCUCUACGCGCUAAGGUUGGACACCCAGAACCGUGGACAAUUCGGUAUGUUGAGGUUGGAAACGAGGAUAUGCUGAGCAACGGCCUUGCUACGUACAAGUCCUACCGGUUCUCGGCAUUCUACAAGGCUAUCACGGCCAAGUACCCCGAUAUCCAGGUCCUUGCGUCUACUAUCGAUAUGACAAUUCCUGGUACUGCUGGUGGUGAUUACCAUUUGUAUGAUACCCCGGAUAACUUCGUCAGCAAGUUCAACAUGUUUGACAGUUUCACGCGGGAGCAUCCUAUCUUGCUCGGUGAGAUUGCCGCUACUUCGCCAUUAAAUGGACAGAAUAUCGACUGGAGUGAUACCCAUUUCUCUUUGUAUCCUUGGUGGAUCGGCUCCGUUGCCGAGGCUGUGUUCCUUAUUGGCGCCGAACGCAACGCAGACAAGAUUAUUGGGACUACCUACGCUCCUUUCUUGAUGAACUUGGACAGCUACCAAUGGUCCCCGACCAUCCUCUCCUUCAAUUCUGAUCCCGACCAGACAGCUCGUUCUACCAGCUGGCACGUGUGGAGCUUAUUCAACCACAACAUUAUGACAAACACCCUCCCAGCCACAUCCUCCGACGCCUUCGGUCCUCUGUACUAUGCGACAGGUCUAAACAGCAAGACCAACUCGCACAUCUUCAAGGCAGCAGUAUAUAACAGCACAUCUGAUGUGCCCGUGUCACUGACAUUCGACGGUGUUGGCCGUGGCACCAAGGCGGACUUGACCAUCCUGACUGCGCCGGAUCCAUUUUCAAUGAACGAGGUGGGCGGGGCAAACAUUGUCAACAGCAAGACUACCCAGAUUAAGGCUGGCAAGAAGGGCGAGUUCUCUUUCAAGCUGCCAAAUCUGAGUAUUGCGGUGCUCACUACCAAUUAA
Messenger RNA from Penicillium expansum, 1908 nucleotides. Its product is annotated as alpha-L-arabinofuranosidase A. Lineage: Eukaryota; Fungi; Ascomycota; Eurotiomycetes; Eurotiales; Aspergillaceae. Bases 1 to 1908 code for a protein of 635 amino acids. The record is from RefSeq and is a predicted model, not a curated record. Gene Ontology annotation, molecular function: alpha-L-arabinofuranosidase activity. The transcript has 8 exons. Gene Ontology annotation, biological process: L-arabinose metabolic process.